GGAUCUGGUUGCCCGCAGUGCACUCUGUCGAUCUGGUGCUCGCACUUGUUCGCUCCCACUCUCUCAAACAAGCGCCAUCGAUCAUGGCUGAACCCGCCCCUGCCGACGCUCUGAUUGCUGCUGCUGCAGAGCCAACUGCCUCGAGCCCUGUUGCCGACACUGUGGCUCCCUCGGAGGUGAUCUGCCCUGCAGCGCGGCUGGAGAAGCAACGAGAUCAGACGAUCGACGACAGCGUGCCCCCAGCUUUCGAUCCCGUUCAUCAGCUCAAACAGAAGAUCCAAAGGCAAAUCGAGUUUUACUUUAGCGAUCGGAACCUGCUCUCAGAUCGAUUUAUGAGGGCAAAGAUCGAGGAGGCAGAGGGAGGAUGGGUGCCAAUCAGCCUCAUCAUGUCAUUCAAGCGCAUGGAGAGCCUGACCAACGAUGAAGGCCUCGUCGCUGAAGUCCUUGCCACUUGCACCGUCCUCGAGCUCAACAGCGACCAUCGCUCCGUCCGGCGUGUUGCCGAGUUUGUCGCGGAGGAAGCCAUGAAGAACUCAGUCAAUGCUUCGGUGUUUUUGCGCGGCCUGGACGGCAGUCUUGAUAAUCCCAUGGAAGAGAUCGAGAACUUGAUGUCGCAAUUCGGCCCGAUUGCCUUCAUUCGUCUGAUCCGCGAUGCAUCCAAGCGGUUCAAAGGCGCAGCUGUAGUUGAAUACCAGAACGAGGCUUCCGCCAAGGCGGCGAUUGGAUCCGAAAUUGCUUACAACCGCAAGCUAGUGGUGUCUGCUCAUGUACCUCGUGAAGAAACCCAGGCCCAGCGGCCCAAUGGUCAUGAACUCGAUUCCGUUAUUUACUUUGGCGAACUUGGCUCGCUCGUUCUUUCGGAAGAUAUCAAGGAUAUCCUUUCCCGAGCCGGAGCCUCAGUCCGAUCGGUGGUGUUCAACAUGGGUGACAAGUUUGCAUAUGCGGUAUUGGAGAGCCAAUCGUCAGCCUCAACAGCCGUCAAGGCGCUUGGCGGUCCUGGCCUGCUUCCGGCAGAGCAUGGCAUCGCCAACACGCAAGUCUUUGUCCGCGUGGCCAGCCAAGAAGAGCAUCAAAAUGCCAUCGACAACACCCACGAGCGAAAGCGAUGGUCUGAUGCAAAGAGACUGAACCGCAGCGGCGGAGGUGCUGGAAGAAAUCAGGGGCAGCAAAAAGAUGAGCAUGCCCUGACUCUGAUUGGAUUCGGCGACUUUGAUGUUAAGGAGGUCAAGCACGCAAUCAAAACCAGCUGUGGAUUCUCCCCUGGUUGGGUCUAUCGGCAUCCCGCAGGCGAGGCUCUGACGGUGCUGGUGCCUGUUGACCAAGUUGAAGCGGUCAAAAGUGCUCUCCUUACUACGGCGAGCGCCCCGGAUGGGAGCAUUCGAGAUGCAACAAGCGAUGAGGCGGAACAGUGUCGAGCUAGUCGCACCACGGUCCUCUCCAAACCCCACGAUAAUGGUACCAGAAGCUCCUUCGGGCGCUCCUCGCAUGCCUCCUCCGUAAAGCGGAAGAGGGACGGCGAGCACACAUUUGGCAACCACGCCAAGUCGGGGCGGCGUCGGGAGGACUAGACCAGGGGCUGACGUC
Polychytrium aggregatum is the source of this 1584-nucleotide messenger RNA. RefSeq lists its product as uncharacterized. Lineage: Eukaryota; Fungi; Chytridiomycota; Chytridiomycetes; Polychytriales. The transcript is spliced from 8 exons. The coding region runs from base 84 to 1568 and encodes 494 amino acids. Gene Ontology annotation, biological process: RNA processing. The record is from RefSeq and is a predicted model, not a curated record. Gene Ontology annotation, cellular component: nucleus. Gene Ontology annotation, molecular function: mRNA binding.